Messenger RNA from Galleria mellonella (greater wax moth), 3049 nucleotides. It is a transcript of the gene Ctf4, whose product is annotated as WD repeat and HMG-box DNA-binding protein 1. The transcript has 16 exons. Bases 97 to 2928 code for a protein of 943 amino acids. Lineage: Eukaryota; Metazoa; Arthropoda; Insecta; Lepidoptera; Pyralidae. Gene Ontology annotation, biological process: DNA-templated DNA replication; DNA repair; mitotic cell cycle. Gene Ontology annotation, molecular function: chromatin binding; protein binding. Gene Ontology annotation, cellular component: nuclear replication fork. The record is from RefSeq and is a predicted model, not a curated record.
AAGAAAUAUAAUUCCCGGCAAAAUGUCUUUCAUGUCAUCUGUUUUGGUUUUUGAAUUUUAAGUUUUUAUUUUAUUAAAUUUGUUGUGGAAAACAAAAUGAAAAUAGAUAGCAAACCGUUGAGAUAUGCUCAUGCUGAAGGUCACACUGAUGUAUGCUAUACAGAAGAUGGAAAAAACAUAAUAACCUGUGGACAUGAUGGGGAUGUAAGAAUUUGGUUAGAUAUAGAAGAUGAUGAUCCUACUUCACAUUGUGUAGGAGAGAGUGCACUUGCUGUGUGCUUUAAGGACAAGAGAUUAUAUGUAGCAACAGACAAUCAUGCAGUUCAAGCUUACACAUUUCCAGCAUUUGAUAAAGAUGGCAUUGUCACUAGAUUCACAGCACCAGUCACGCAAAUUAAAUCUACAUGUAAAAUUGAAGCAUUGGGAUGCUCAUCAGAAAAUAUGGAAGCCAAAAUUUGUAAUUUGGAAGGUGGUGCACCACUGUUUGUGAUGUCACAGCACAAGGGCCCAGUACUAAGUAUUGCCAUUUGUCCACAUAUGAAAUAUGCAAGUACUGCAUGUGGAGAUGGUGUUAUGAGGAUCUGGGACAUAGACAUCCAGAAUACUGUCAAGGAGAUCACUUGUGUCCCUAAAAUAAACACAUUUUAUGCUGCUAAAACUUUGUGUCGAAUGGAUUUUGAGCCAGCAGAAGGAAAAUAUCUAGCUUAUCCAAAUAACAGGGAAAUAGUGCUUUUGGAUUGUGAAAGCUGGAACCAAAGGAUGACCUUUACUCAUAGUUUGAUAAAAUGUGCUUUAUCACAAUGUUUAUUUUCACCAUGUGGACAAUACAUAGCUGGAAGUACAGUAGCUGGUCAGAUAGCAGUUUGGGAAGUGCAAACUGGAACAUGUCUUGAUAUUAUUGAACAUCCCACAUCUCAUAAUAUUUCGGCUAUGGCAUGGAAUCCUAAAGGUAAUGGUGUAUUGGCGUAUUGUGAUGUUGCGGGUCAACUCGGCACACUAGUUAACUGUUACGGGAAAGAUAGCCGUAAAAUUGGCGCCGAUGCUGAUGCUAUGGAUGAAAUAGAAACGGUUGAGAGGGAAGAUGAUAAUGACGAUAUUAUAGAUAACUUGAUUGGUAAUGAUAGUGAUGACGAAAAUGCUAUUUCUUUGGAAAAGAUAAAGAACGAAACUCUGGGACUGCAGACUGAACAGGACGAAUCUCGUCCGCAGUCCAGGGUGGCGCCGCCAUCCACUGCGCCCCCCCAACCUCCUUUCCAACCUUCAUCUACACCAACCCAUUUAGAGCACAGAUACAUGUGUUGGAAUGAUAUUGGGAUAGUUCGAUGUCAUUCAUUAGAAAAUGGCGAGUCGAGUAUAGAUGUGGAGUUCCAUGAUACAAAUGUUCACCAUGGGAUACAUUUGAAUAACUAUCUGAAUCACACAAUGGCUAGUUUAUCAUCAACUGUUCUGGCUUUGGCUUGUGAGACCCCAAGCAAAUUAGUAUGUAUCUCACUGGUGGGUAGUAGCAAAGAGUGGAGCGUUUCGUUGCCGGAUACAGAAGAAAUACUAUGUGUGACGGCCGCCAGUGGAAUCGUAGCCUGCGCAACUAACGCCCGCCUGCUGCGGUUGUUUACACCUAUGGGUACACAACGACAGGUAAUAUCGUUGCCAGGCCCAGUGGUAUGUUUAGCGGCAUACAAUACCACAGUGAUGGCUGUUUACCAUAAGACAGAACCUGGAGUGUCAGCUCAACAUCUAGCUAUGGAUAUUAUAGCUGUAAAUGGUCGUCAAGUUCGCUGCAAAACAGUCCCUCUCCCGCUAACUCCGAGCUCCAAAUUGUCAUGGCUCGGAACUACUGACGUUGGUUCCCCGUGUGCAUACGACAACACGGGGAUAUUGCGCCUCUACGAUGUCGCUAGUGGUGUGUGGAUGCCAAUAUGUGACACUAGUAACCAUUCUAGAGGAACGUCGGAUAGCUGGUUUGUUGUGUCUGUAAGUGAACCAACCCAGACUGUACGCGCCAUAUUGUGCAGAGGAACUACAUUCCCUCUUACAGCUCCCAAACCUAUAAUUAACGAGCUUGCUAUACAGAUUCCAUUAUGUGAAUUGGAUUCUGAGAAAUCUCAAUACGAGGAGCAGUUGGUACGAUGGGCGCAUACAACGGCCGAAGUCGAUGUGAAAAAUGCACGUGAAACUGCACUCAAGUUAUUCGCACUCGCCUGUCGGAGUGAAAUAGAGCAACGCGCUAUAGAGCUAAUGGAAUUAUUGAAGGACGACCGACUGUUAGUAUUAGCUGCCAAGUAUGCAUCACGUUCUGGACGUAUUCAUUUGGCUGAUAAGCUGUCCAAUCUGGCGGAUGCUUGGGAAAAAGAGGCUGACAAGCUGAAUGUCGCACAAAAUUCACACUUCCAAGAGCUGGAUACUCAGGAGACUUAUGACGUCACUAGCACGGAACAGGACUUGAACACCAGUUUAAUUAUUCCACAUAAAGCGAAAGAGAAGAAAAUAGAGAGUAUUGCGCCCAUUAAACCAGUGCCUAUCAAGUCAUCACCUGGCGGUGUAAGGAAUCCAUUUAGGAAGCAGCAAGAAACGACUAAGAGUGUGCAGAGCCCAUUGAGUUUGACAGACAGGACUUUAGUAGAAGUGCAUUCAACUGACGAACUUGCGGAAAAUACAGAUCCACUGAAACCACUUGACGGUGAAACAUUCGUUGAUUGGUUUUCACGUAACAAACAAACAUUGGAACAACAACAUCCAGAGCUGACACCCUCGGAGCUGACUCGUCAAGGCGUCAGAAUGUUCAAGAGCAUCCAAACAAAAACGAAUAGUAAUGAAACCAAUGGGCAGAAAAGGAAAAUCGAUGACGUUACAGAGAUAUCAGAUGCUCCCGUUACGAGUGCCCCGAAACAGUCGAAAUUAAGCGCCUUUGCGUUUCAAAAAAAAUCUUAGAAUUAAGCUAAUUUAUUAACGAUUUAACUUUUUGACUGACAACUCGUUUUUUUAUGCUUGACUAUUAGUUUUUUAAUGUAAAUAUAGGUAUAAAUGAAAUAAAAGAUAAUUUUGUAUAUAG